AUGCAGAACCGCCGACCCGCGGGUAUACCCGCAUCUGGAAUUUCUUCACAGAACCCGCAAGUGACAUCAUCGGAAGUAGACAUGCCCAGAAUAAAGGAGCAAAUAUUGAUAUUGAGAAGACCUGCGUCCCGCAAACACGCAGAACUGCCGACCCGCAGGUAUACCCGCAUCUGGAAUUUCUUCACAGAACCCGCAAGGCUCUUCUGCAAGUGGCCAAAAACCUCUUCACACACUUGGUUUGCCUUACAGAGCUACGAGAUAAGAAUUCCAGCAGACCAGGGUAUAGCCGGCCAUGUGGCCACCACAGGCCAGAUCCUGAACAUUAAGGAUGCCUAUUCACAUCCGCUCUUCUACCGGGGGGUGGACGACAGCACAGGAUUCAGGACUCGCAAUAUCUUGUGCUUCCCUAUUAAAAAUGAAAGUAACGAGGUCAUUGGUGUGGCAGAACUGGUCAAUAAAAUUAAUGGCCCUGGCUUCACUAAGUUUGAUGAGGACUUGGCUACAGCUUUCUCCAUCUAUUGUGGAAUCAGCAUUGCUCAUUCGCUGUUGUACAAGCAGGUCCGGGAGGCUCAGUUCCGAAGUCACUUGGCGAAUGAAAUGAUGAUGUAUCACAUGAAGGUGUGUGAAGAUGAAACCAAGAAGCUGCAGAGCAAUGGCAUCAUUCCAGUGUCUCAGAUUGACCCCGACUUUGCCAGUUUUACCUACACCCCCCGAUCCCUCCCUGAAGAUGAUACCAUAAUGUGUGUCAUAAGUAUGUUUGAAGACAUGGGCUUUGUCAACAACUACAAGAUUGAUCGCACAACCCUUGUUAGGUUUUGCCUCAUGGUGAAGAAAGGAUUCAGAGACCCCCCGUACCAUAACUGGAUGCAUGCCUUCUCUGUCUCACACUUCUGUUACCUCCUCCACAAGAACCUGGAGCUUGGGAAUUACCUGGAGUACAUUGAAAUCUUUGCAUUGUUUGUCUCCUGUUUGUGUCAUGAUUUGGAUCACAGAGGAACCAACAAUUCCUUCCAAGUGGCCUCUAAAUCAGUAUUGGCAGGUUUAUACAGCUCCGAAGGGUCUGUCAUGGAGAGACAUCAUUUUGCUCAGGCGAUCGCCAUCCUGAAUUCCCACGGCUGUAACAUCCUAGAACAGUUCUCCAGAAAGUAUUACCAGAGGAUGCUGGAUCUGAUGAGAGACAUUAUCUUGGCCACCGACCUUGCACAUCACUUGCGAAUCUUCAAGGAGCUCACAAACAUGUCCCAAGAUGGGUUUGAUCCCCACAAUAAACAUCACCACUAUCUCCUGAUCUGCCUCCUAAUGACCUCCAGUGACCUCUCCGACCAAACCAAAGGCUGGAAGACCACCAGGAAGAUAGCGGAACUGAUCUACAAGGAAUUCUUCUCUCAGGGAGACCUGGAGAAAGCAAUGGGAAACAGACCGGUUGAGAUGAUGGACAGAGAGAAGGCUUACAUCCCUGAACUCCAGAUCAGCUUCAUGGAGCACAUUGCCAUGCCCAUAUACAAGUUGCUCAAGGAUCUCUUCCCGCAAUCUGCCGAGUUGUACGAGAGGGUCGCGGCCAACAGAGAAAAGUGGCUUAUUUUUGGUUUGGGUUUACCCUAAAUGUGUUGCAUUAAGAAACCCAUAUUUCCCCCAUGAAUCAAUCCAUUUAGGCACUGCCCAUGCGUCUGUUCUUCUUGAGAAAUAAUGUACCAUGAAAGUUACGGCUCAGCGUCCAACCCAGGGGUACAGAAGCCAUAUGAGUGAAUAUCCACAUUGCUAAAUUUGGCUCUGUUGCAUCUUUCGGAUAUUGUUUGGCCCUUUGACUGGUGUCUGGGACACUGCACAUGCUCAGUGAGCUCUGACCUGUUCUAAGGACUUGUGAGAAAAGUGGUGUAUUGGUGCACCCCAACCAUGUACAUCUCUGGUGGCAUGAAUUAAUUCACGCUCUCUUU
This is a messenger RNA of Xenopus laevis (African clawed frog), 1934 nucleotides long. Its product is annotated as cGMP-dependent 3',5'-cyclic phosphodiesterase-like. Lineage: Eukaryota; Metazoa; Chordata; Amphibia; Anura; Pipidae. The transcript has 17 exons. The coding region runs from base 1 to 1602 and encodes 533 amino acids. The record is from RefSeq and is a predicted model, not a curated record.